Molecule: messenger RNA, 2956 nt
Organism: Solea solea (common sole)
Lineage: Eukaryota; Metazoa; Chordata; Actinopteri; Pleuronectiformes; Soleidae
Gene: yipf2
Product: Yip1 domain family, member 2
Exons: 9
Coding region: 298-1203 (301 amino acids)
Biological process (GO): vesicle-mediated transport
Cellular component (GO): Golgi apparatus; membrane
Molecular function (GO): small GTPase binding
Source: RefSeq, a predicted model, not a curated record
GACAUGCUAACCGGACUAACAGCAGUCGUUGUGGCUUUGACAGGAAAGCUUUAGCUGUCCGUAAUUAUUUCUUGUUUUAUUUUACAUUGGCGGUCCGGGCUGUCACAUAUUCACGUGAGUUACAUUCAAACAUUCAAACAAUUGCGGAAUAACAGUCUUACUGUGCGUUAAGCCCUUUAGCUUAGCUACUCUUAGCUGUCACAGUCGUGUGGACGCCAGCAGCAUCGGGCUCAUCCCUCUGUGGACAGUUUAUCUCUCUCAGGUCUUUCAUAAGUUUCCUGUUUGGCCUCUGGAACGAUGGCCAGUCCAAACGAUCUACAGUUCCAAGAGUUUGAGGAAGCAGCAGAGCUGUUGUCCGCUGACCCAGAGGCCACCACGCUCAGUAUGUCCGCCUCAGACAACCUCACUCGAGCAGGAGGAGGAGAGGAUGUGAAAUUAGACCUGUCAGAGGAUGAGCACGAUGAGGAGGAGAGUUCAGAGCUGUUGGGAGGACAGAAAGCAACCAGUGGUUUCUGGACCUUUGAGUACUACGAGUCCCUCUUCAAUGUGGACACUGUGCAGGUUCUGGAUAGAGUGAAGGGAUCUGUGCUGCCACUUCCUGGAAGAAACUUCAUUAAGCAUUACCUUCGAUCUAACCCAGAUCUGUAUGGUCCGUUCUGGAUCUGUGUGACACUGGUCUUCUCAGUGGCGAUAAGUGGGAACCUGUCGACCUUCCUCAGUGAGAUGGGAAACCCGGCGUAUCACUACAGACCACAGUUCCACAGAGUAACGAUAGCUGCAGUAGUGAUCUUCAUGUACGCCUGGCUCGUGCCCAUCGGUGUGUGGGGUUUCCUGACGUGGCGGCAAGGGUCUGAGCGGCAGAUCGGGGCCUACUCCUUCCUGGAGACAGUGUGUGUCUACGGCUACUCCCUCUUCAUUUAUAUUCCCACCUCAGUUUUGUGGAUCAUCCCGUUUGAGUGGCUGCGCUGGGUGCUGAUCGUCGUCGCCAUGGUGAUCUCUGGCUCCGUCCUGGUCCUCACUUUCUGGCCCGUCGUCCGCGACGACACCAAGUUGAUGGCUGUAGCCACCGUGGCGACCAUAGUGGUCCUGCACGCGCUGCUGGCCGUCGGCUGUAAGAUGUAUUUCUUCCAGACCGCCGUCCACAUACCUGCACCAGCUCCCACCACACCGUCUCUUCAAACACUGGUCACUAAACAACACUGACCACAGGCAGGAAGUGUUAGCAAGGAGACAGGAAAUGAAGGCUGUCUGGAAUCACAGGCAGAUAGAAAAACCAUGUGUCGAUAAUAAUCCAAAACCGUGAUUAUUGUCAUUGUGAGGCUUCUGAUAUGAGCUGGGAUAUGUGUGUGUGUGUGUGUGUUUAAUUUAUCCUGAGGGUACAGCUGAGGUAGCAGGGUGAUAAUAACUGUACAUUUCCACUGUGACACUGUGUCCAAAUAUGCUGCAUUUGCUUUGUUUUGAAUGAGCUGUGAAAACAGAAAGAAAACAAAAAAAAGUUUGUUAAAGAAAACACGGACGUGAAUCCGUGUUCAUGCAAAUCAUCCAUUCAUAUCACUCACAGCACGGACGUGGAAGUAGCUUUACAAUGUGAGUGUGACGGACGCAGUGACCAAAGCUGUGGUCAGUGACAGUAAAGGUGCAGUCUGUCAUUAUGACUGUUCGCCUGUGUCGUCUGUGUCUCUGUUAGCUGCAAAACUGUGGAAACAAAUCUGUCUCUCCACGUUUUUAAAAGCCUGAGAAUGUGUCAGUGUUGUGAACUUAAAAGGCUUUUAAAAUUCAAAAUACAUUUUAGUUCAAUGAAAUUUUGAAGGAAGACUCCAUUACACUCCACAGGGAUUUUUUUGGACAUUUCAAGAAAAAGAGUAUUGUAGGUUUUAUUGUUUAUUCUCCACAGACUUUCUAGUUUCUAAUUUAUUUAAUGUACUUAUUUAAUGUUAGAAAACAGGUGAAACACUCACUCCUGAACAAUUUUGAAUAAAUACCUAAUUGCGAUAUGAUUCACGAUCUCAGAGGGUGAGACGGUCAUUUUUACAUCAUUAUUCUCAUUUUCAGUCAAAGAAACAUUUUAAAGGACGAAUGUGUGAUAUUUGUGCAGCUCCGUGAGAAACAAAGAUGUUCUCUUCAGUCUGUACAAUAAGGAAAUAAAAAAAAUAUUGAGUGCUUACCCAAAGUAAGGUUUACUUAAUAAUAAAACAUUUAAAAAAAGACCAAGAAAAAAGAGUCAGUGUUGCGCUGGAAAUGACGGCAGAAUCUGCAUCUCUGCCAAAAAUGAAGCGGACAAAGAAGAAAUGAGGGAGUUAAUAGUUAGUGAGUCAAUGUGGUCACUUGACUCAGGAAUAAUUGUCCAUUAAACACAUUCCCACUUGUCUAAAAAUCACCUUUAAUUGCAAUGAGGUGACAAACCGCUCCUCUGUGGAGUUCUGACUCCUGAUUAUAUAAAGUAUUGUCUGUCAGAGCCGGAGACUGAAGGACACGUGACUGAGAACGCUGUCACAAUUAGAGCUUCACACUGAUCUCAACUGUGUUUCCCUGACAGCAGCAGCUGGAAUGGUCUCAUGUUUGUUUAUGUCAGUGGUCAAAGAACAACCACACAUGGCAGUGUGUGGUUGUUCCUUCACUUAUGUCAGGACCAGUUCCUGUCCAGCUUGUUGUUGAUUACUUCAUUUAUGAAUCAUAAUAUAAUAAUAGUGUUUGAAUGUGAUUAGGCAUGCAUCUUUACCAGAAACAGCAGCUUUCAGCAAACCAUGAAUCAGAUGCAGGAAAUGAAUGAUUAGAUGGUGAAUGUGUUACAGUGAACUCUGCUAAGAAAUGUAAUUAUCCUCUUUAAUGUUCAUUUAUAAAAUGUUAUUUGCACGGAUGAUUUACUGUAGAUGAAGGAAAAAGAACUUACUGUCCUACUGUGACGCUGAUGAGGUUUGGGUUUCUUUAGGUUAAUAAACAGACUCUGUUCUGCUUA